AUGGCCGACCAAAUCAAUAAGUGGUCUGCCGGGGCCCACUAUGGCCCAGUGCUCUCUCAGACGGACCUCUACCUGCUCAACACCGACCUAGAGUUACAUCCAAUUAUGGCUGGAAAAGACGGUGGAUUCCAUCUUGUGUUCAACGUGGUAACAGGUCAAACAUCGGGCUUCAACCCAGACGCGCGCGAUCGUGAUUUGCAGUUCACCGCGAAAGACCAGCCCGCGACGCUCCCACGUGUUUCCUCGCUCAUCAUCAUAACUGAGGCCAGUCCGUGGUGCACAGUUGUCCAAAACGAGCGGGGAGUCACGAUGGACGACAUUUGCAUCAAGUUGUAUCGAGACUACUCAGAACAUAACGUCACAGACGCCGAGUUUGCUGCACUCGCGCCGAGACUACAGGAGCAAGUGAAACGAAUGGCUGCCCACAAUGCGGCAGCGGGGGCUGGGCCUGGUGGAGCUUGGGGCAAUUAUUAUGGGACCCCUGCGGCGCCUCCCGCUAGAUUCAAGAGAUCUGACUGGCUUCGCGAACGGACAUUUUUUGAAGGCUUGCGUAAGAAUGACGGCUACGCAGUAAGUCGACUGGGCUUCAAGGCUCCGAAUAUAUUCGUCAUGGAUCUGGUUGCAUGA
Molecule: messenger RNA, 627 nt
Organism: Mycena indigotica
Lineage: Eukaryota; Fungi; Basidiomycota; Agaricomycetes; Agaricales; Mycenaceae
Exons: 5
Coding region: 1-627 (208 amino acids)
Source: RefSeq, a predicted model, not a curated record